UCUUCAGGCAAAAGGAAAAUGACUCCAGAAGAAAGUUGUGCCUACACAAAAGAAUGAUGAUCAGAGACCAUGGUCAACAUUUAUGUAAAUUUAAGUAAAUACUGACUGCUAUAAAUGACAGUAUUUCUCAGUUUUGAUAUUGACCCAUAUUCUUUCAUUCUAAAAGUCACAUUUUUGUAUAUUUCAACUACUAUGAAAAUAGAGUUCAUACAAUAUUUGGUUUAAUAAACAGCAGUGUUAUCUAUGUGAUAAAUUAGGAUGCCAUCUUUAUAAUUUUGAGUGUGUUAAACAAGUACUUUGCCUAGUAUCAGUGUCCUUUGUUCUAUAUCUAUUUGAGUUGUUCUCAUUUCUUUUCUUUUACAAAUAAUGUUAAUAUGUGGAAAUAUGAGUUGUGCCAUUUUAUAUAGUCUCCUGUAAGGGCUGUUUGCCAAUUUUAAGUCUGAGGAUUAUUUAUUAUUAUUUUGUUGCAGUUUCAUUUUAUUCGCUAUCAUCUAUUUCUUGUGGUUUUAUCUGUUUGGAGCUAAUUUUCUAUGAUACAGUUUACAUUUAACUUUUACCUCUACUUUGCAAUUAUUUUCAAGGAAUGUAUUGGUGGUUUGUGUAGUAAAAUUUUGGAAGUGAGAUUAUAGUAACCACUUUAAACUAGAAUACUGGGGCCAGCUUUGUGACAUAGUGGGUUAAAUCACCACCUGCAUCCCAUAGGAGGGCUGGUUUGAGUCCUGGCUGCACCACUUCCUAUCUAGCUAUCAGCUAAUACACCUAGGAAAGCAAUGAAGAUGGCCCAAGUGCCUGGACCCCUGUACUCACAUGGAAGACCCAGAUGGAUUUCUAGGCUCCUGGCUUUGGCCUGCCUGAAUGUUGCAGCCAUUCGGCAAUUGAACCAGCUGAUGGAAAAUCUCCCUCUAUCUCUGUAACACCACCCUUGAGAUGAAAAAAACAGAAAGAGAGGCAGAGAGAGAGGUCUUCCAUCCACUGGUUUGACCACUGUUUCACUCCCCAUUGGCCAAAGCCAGGAGCCAGGAGCUUCUUUUGGGUCUCCCACGUUGGUGCAGGGACCCAAGACAUGGGCUGUCUUCUACUGCUUUCCCGGACCAUAGCAGAGAGCUGGAUCGGAAGUGGAGCAGCUGGGACUCAAACUGGCGCCCAUAUGGGAUGCCAGUACUGCAGGUGGCAGCUUUAUUCACUAUGCCACCUUGCCAGCCUUGUGAAUCUUUUUUUUUAACAUGCUUUAUGAAAGGAUAUGAAGCAUUUCUACUGAAUCUUAACUGUUUAAUAAGAAUUAAUAAAUGAGGAAUUCUUACCCCAAUUUACAAUGAGAAAAUUGAAGCUUAGAUUUGUUAAACUUCCCAAGAUCAUACAUGAUCUCAAGUUCACGUUAGAGCUCUGUUUUCAAUUCAAGUGGGGUUCUAAAGCUUCAGUCACUAUGUUUAGAUAAUAAUUGCUUGUGGUGAACUACUUUGAAAUACCUUUUUUGCUUUUCUUACAGCUACAUACCACUCUUCAUAGUUAGGGGUACUUCUUAUAAGUUUGUGUGGCGCUUUCGUUCUGUCCUUUCCAGCAGGUAACAUCUAAAGGAACUGGUUUAAAUCCCAACGCCAAAGUAUGGCAAGAAAUUCCUCCUGGAAAUCCUGAUGCCACUCCUGUAACUCAUGGAACGGAAAGUUCUUGGCCUGAUACAGCAGCCACAUCAGGGUCCCCUCCUGAAGGAAAUACAGAGCUUUCAGAAGAUAUGUGUAAGGAAUAUGAAGUAAUGUAUUCUUCAUCUUGUGAAACCACAAGGAAUUCUACAGGCAUUGAAGAGUCCACUGAUGGAAUAAUUUUAGGACCAGAAGAUCUGAGUUACCAAAUAUAUGAUGUUUCUGAGGAAGGCAAUUCAGCAAUUUCCACAGAAGAGCUAAAAGAAUGUCUGAGGAAACAAUUAGAAUUCUGUUUCUCACGAGAAAAUUUGUCAAAGGAUCUUUACUUGAUAUCUCAGAUGGAUAGUGAUCAAUUUGUCCCAAUUUGGACUGUUGCCAACAUGGAAGAAAUAAAAAAGCUGACCACAGACCCAGAUUUAAUUCUUGAAGUAUUGAGAGCUUCUCCCAUGGUUCAAGUUGAUGAGAAGGGCGAGAAAGUGAGACCAAGUCAUAAGCGCUGUAUUGUGAUCCUCAGAGAGAUUCCUGAAACAACACCAGUAGAGGAAGUGAAAGCUCUGUUCAAAAAUGAAAACUGUCCCAAAGUGAUAAGCUGUGAAUUUGCACACAAUAGCAACUGGUAUAUCACCUUCCAGUCAGACACAGAUGCACAGCAGGCUUUUAAAUACUUAAGAGAAGAAGUUAAAACUUUUCAGGGCAAGCCAAUCAUGGCAAGGAUAAAAGCCAUCAAUACUUUUUUUGCAAAGAAUGGUUAUCGAUUAAUGGAUGCUAGUAUGUAUAAUCAGCCCAUUCAAACUCAAGCACAAUAUGCCUCACCAGUCUUUAUGCAGCCUGUAUAUAAUCCUCACCAGCAGUACUCAGUCUACAGUAUUGUGCCUCAGUCUUGGUCUCCAAAUCCUGCACCUUACUUUGAAACGCCACUGGCUCCCUUUCCCAAUGGUAGUUUUAUGAAUGGCUUUAAUUCACCAGGAUCUUUUAAAACAAAUGCUGCUGCUAUGAAUAUGGGUCGACCAUUCCAAAAAAAUCGUGUGAAGCCUCAUUUUAGGUCAUCUAGUGGUUCAGAACACUCAACAGAUGGCUCUGUGUCAUUGGGGGAUGGACCAUUGAACAGGUCUAGUUCAAGGAACUUUCCAACUGAACGGCCUACCCCUGUAGUAACAGGGCACCAGGAGCAAACUUUCCUUCCAAAGGAGGCUCCCACUUCGCAGGUGGAACAGAAUGGGGACUUUGGUAGAGGCAGGAGAACACUUUUCAGAGGUCGGAGACGACGAGAAGACGACAGGAUCCCAAGACCCCAUUCCUCCAGCACUGAAGCAAAGCCUCCCACACCGAAAUUUGACUUACUAGCCUCAAAUUUCCCUCCUUUACCUGGAAGUUCAUCAAGAAUGUCAGGUGAACUUGUUUUGGAGAAUAGGAUGUCUGAUGUCGUUAAAGGUGUCUACAAAGAAAAGGAUAAUGAAGACUUGAGAGUGAGUUGCCCAGUGCCUGCAGAGGAUGAGCAGACAGACUGCACUUCUGCCCAGCAGCUUAGUAUGAAUCCUAGUCCUCCAAGUACAGCUGAGCCUCCUGUGUUAAGCACUACUCAGCAAGAAAAGGAUCUAAUAGAAGACUCCACUGUUCAGAAGGAUGUUGUCAACCAGACGAAUAUACCAGGUUCUUCCCCAAGUACUGCAAAGCCAUCCAGGGCAAAUACUUCUUCACCUUGUAGCAGUAACAUAAAUUCAGCUGUCACUGUGGCUCUACAGGAACCCCGAAAAUUAAGUUAUGCUGAAGUGUGCCAGAAGCCCCCUAAAGAGCCAUCUCCAGUUCUUGUGCAGCCACUACGGGAACUUCGCUCCAAUGUGGUGUCUCCCACCAAAAAUGAAGAGAAUGGAGCUCCUGAGAAGUCUGUUGAGAAAGCACAUGAAAAACCAGAAGCGAGGGCUAGUAAGGAUUAUUCUGGCUUCCGAGGCAAUGCCAUUCCCAGGGGAACAGCUGGAAAAAUCAGGGAACAGAGACGCCAGUUUAGCCAUAGGGCUAUACCUCAGGGAGUGACUCGACGUAAUGGUAAAGAGCAAUAUGUGCCACCCAGAUCACCAAAGUAAAAAAAAAAAGAAACAAGACAAAAAAACAAGAAACUAUUUGGAAACUUCUCUCUCUUCCCAUUAAACUUGAGCCGGAUAUUUUGAACUGUUUUGGAGGGGAGCGGGGAGACAAGAAGGAAACAAGAGAAAGAAUGUCCUUAAAUCAUUGUGGAUUUUGGAGUUGUGAGCAGUAGAAUCCCAAAAUUCAUCUCUAAAAUGAUUUUAAAAUGCUGGAGGAUUGCAAUCAGUAUAAAUAUAAAUAUAUAUAUAGAGAUAGAUAUAUACGCAUAUAAAAAUAUAAUUUUUCUAUUUUUGUUUUUGAUUUUAAUUUGCAGAGAUUUUCUGCCUGGAAUCAAUUUUGAGGGUUCAGAUUUAGCUUGGAAAAAAAAAAAACAUUGUACAUCCUUCGGUAUAGGAGUUGAGGGAGUGAGAGAAAAUAUUUUUUGAAGACGUGUUUCUGUAAAAUUAGAAAUUACUUUUUUUAAUCUAUUUAAAGUUUGGCUUGAAGAAUGCCAUCUCUGACUCUAUGGCCUUGUGUUGCAAAGCAGAUCAGUGGCUGGGGUGCCUGUUGUGGGUGUGAGUGUGUGCAAGAUUGAUUUAAGCCAAAUCUGUUGUCAUGUUCAUAAAUGAUUUGAAAACUGAAUGUAAUACUUGAGUAGAUUUUUUAGUUUGAAAAUUUAGUUUGUCUUUUUGACCUUACUAAUAUUUCUUUCAACAAGUUGUUAAGCUCUGAUUGUACUUGGAGAUGUGACUACCAAUCAGUUUGAUACUCAAGGAAAGAGUGGGGAUUAUUUUAAAAUUGAAAAUUUCAUCUUUGAUCUGAGUGGACGUGUCAGGUGGACUGAAGACAUUUGAACUGUUCUGUGGUUUUUCUUUUCCUCUUAAAAUGAGAAAAAAAUUGUUAUUCUGUAUUCUUUGCCUACCCCCAAAAAGAAAAUAACCAACCACUUACUGAAUUGUAUGUUUCUAUCUACUUUGACCAGUCUAGUCAAAUCAUAUAACUGUUAUACAUUUCAGAAUUCCAUGUUGAAGUAUUUUACUCUUCUGUUCACAUAUUUAGAAUUUUAGGUUCUAGAGUGAUAAGGGCAGAUUGACCCUACAGUAAUUUAUUUGUGUUAGUGUUAAAGAUGAAAGAAGCAUUAUAACUGACUUUUCAAAGUGUUAAAUAGUGUAGUAGAAGAGAAUUUUUUUAAAAGGCUUAAUUUGAGGAGAACUUUUUUCUGUUUACACUCUAUUUGCCACCUUCUUUCCCUCCCCCUAAACACACACACACACACACACACACACAAUUUGGAAUUCACUCAGGCAGAACAUGCAAGUCAUGAAAUUUUUGAGUUAAGAUAAGAAAGGUGGUUGAGCAAAAUUAAUGCAUAAUUCUCAGACAAUAAAGUUGUAGCUCUCAGAUAGGCAAGUUUACAUGCUGGUAUAUAGAAAAUAGCUAAAAUAUUAAAAACCAUGUUGCAUUAAUCUGUUUUAAGUCACACCAUGUUCAGAGUUCUAUGUAAGAUGGAAUUUUGUUUUUCAUUUUAGGGGAUAGUUUGGAAUAGUAGUAACUAUCUCUUAGUGAGUUACAUAUGUACAAAUGGAAACUGUAAAUUGUGAACACUGGAAAGCACCAUUGUGACAUAGCAUAACCAUCUUAGUAAUAUAUUAAUGAAUGUAAAUGGAGGUUAAAAUUACGUUACUGUGAAACUCCUCUUCCAGCUCUAUGCUUUGGAGAUCUGUAUUAAUGGGUAACUAACUGUUAAGAGCUUUGAAAACACUGCACAUUUCUUUACAGGCUAGAAUUUUUAUUUCUUUGUAACUUAUUCAGCUUGGCAAUUGCUUUUGAUUUGGUGGGUUGAUAACAUGGUAUAAUAUAUUUACAAAGUUUGAAACUAUUCAUUUCUAUACACUAUUUGUUUUUAAUCAUCUACUAAAUGAAACAUACAAUACUACCUGUGCUGAAAUUUGGGGGAAGUUUAGGUCCUUUAAAAAAAAGCUAUUAUUAAUCAUUGAUUACACCUAUGAAAAAAGUGCUUAUUUUGGUUUACUUAGAUAAUGCUGCGAUUGGUGGAAAUGAUAAACAUUAGAAGUGUUAACACCCUGUGAAUGCAUUGGAUUUAAGAGAAUAAACUUUUUUUAAACUUCACUUGGCAAGGAUUAUAAACUUAAUUAUUGCACUUAAAAUGAAACAUUACUUUUUUUUGUACAGUGUGUCAGAGGUGUAGAAUUAUUACUUGUAUGCUUGUGUGACUUAUAUGUAGUCCACAAACUCCUAAAAAUCUAAAGGUUCUAACUGAAACACAAGGAAAAAAAGUCUUCUUUUUGAAGAAAGAAAGUAUAUUCUUGCUUUUCCUCUGAAAGUUAUUAAAAGUAGGAAUUUUAAAGACAUGACCAUUUUUAAAUUUCUUAUAAAAUAUAGUAUUUUUAAUUUAAUUUGCCUCUUUACAUCUAAUAGUUCCCAUUUGAUGGGGUAUAUAGGGAAGAAUGUGAGUGUGUGUGUGUGUGUGUGUAUGUGCGCAUUAUAUAUGUAUAUAUAUAUUCACAGUAUGUAUUUAGCAUUUAUUUUAUUACAGCAGAUUCAAGGUUUGUGUCUAAAUGAUGCCUGAGAGAUGUUGGCUUUUUUUCCAGCAUUACUCUAACUGAUGAAGGGUGAGUGUUUGUUGUAGUUCAGCUAUUUAUUUGAUUGUUUAGAUGGAGGGAUUUAAAUAUAUUUUUCUCUUCACCCUUAUGACUUAACAUUUCCUUGGGCUGUUGAAAGCUAAAAGUAGGUAGAGAUGAUACUGAUUGUAUGGUACAGUGAUCUGCCAUGGUUGUUACCACAUGAAGAGAACAAGAGUCAUACAAGUUCAUCACCUUGCACUUCACAGACAAGGUCCAUGGAGACAUUGCAAAGAUAUGUCUCUCUUUUCUGUCCUGAUAAUUGAAGUUUUCCUGAUAUCUAGGACCUGUCUUUAAUCUGACUUUAUGUUAUUUUUGCCAGAUAUAGACAAUGGAAUUUAAAAUAAUGAUCCAUCUAAAUUUAUUUCAACUUGAUCUUGGAGGAAGAUAAGAGCUUUCUGCGAUAAUGGGUUUGUUACCAUCUUAUGUACUUGAUUUGCAAGAGAUCAAAUGACAUACAGAAUUCUGAUUUAUUUUUGGUUCCUAAAAUUAAGGUAGCUUGAAUAUUGUUUCACAUUCCCUUUUCUUUUUAAAUAACCAGGUAUGCUUUGCAAAAGGCUUAAUGAUGGAAUGUUAGCAUCUCACUGGUUUAAAAGAGAACAAGGAAAAUGCUGCUGGGACAGAAAGCAGUUUUUAAAAAUUUCUCCACACUUUCUUCUAGUUUUAUUAGUUAUGGCCUUAAUAAUUAGUCAAUAAUUGGCUUAAAUGUCCACUGGUUUUACUUUGACAUAGUUGAACAACACUGGGGUUAAGUCUCUGGUAUUUGUGUUAGCAAUAUAUAUUAAGCAUAUUUUAAAAGUACCUGUUUUUGGUUUUUUUUUUUUUUUUUAACAGAUAAAAUUCAAAAGAGGACAGACAGUAUUCCUUUUGAGGGGGUUUUAUAAAUUCUUAACUAUAGUAUACAAUGGAGUUUUUUUCCUAUUUUUUGUAUUUCCUUAAGAUUUGGAGGCCAUUAAUUUAACUUUCUGCUUCUUGACAUAUGCUAAUGUGUCUAGUCUGAGCUUUCAAGACAUUUCAAUUUUCAUUAACUGAAUGAGGCCAUUUUAAGAAGUUGAAAGAAAAUUUGUUUUGAAGUUAGAACAAAUUCUCUUUGAAAACACAUGAUUAUUAAGUAACUUAAAGUUUAUUUUUAAAAGCUGCAAACUUUUUAUGAAUCUUUGAGUAGACCGUUUCUAAAAGUGUGUGUUAAAUGGUUUAAUUUUCAGUUUUGCAGCACAAAACACUGGUAGUAUACUUAAAGAAAUAACCACAUCAAAGGAUUUUUGUUGUUUUAAACUGAUUCAGGUGUCCCUUGAGUGAUAUCUCUUAAAUGUUGGGGCCGGGGUGGGGGGUGGAGAUCAGAACCAGUUAUCUGGCUUCUAUGUUGUCCAUUGCUUAGGUUUGUUCCUGUUGUCAAAACUACCCCCACCCCCCACUCCAAAUGGUGUGACACAUGCUCAUGCAUAAAAUGUUAAACUGAGUACAUCCUUGUAUUUGUAUUUGUUUUCAACAUUGCCAAGGUGCUAUGGGAAAUUCAAGUAACAAAAUUAGAAAAAAAUAAAAUUAUUAAAAGCA
This is a messenger RNA of Oryctolagus cuniculus (rabbit), 7894 nucleotides long. Lineage: Eukaryota; Metazoa; Chordata; Mammalia; Lagomorpha; Leporidae. The record is from RefSeq and is a predicted model, not a curated record.